CAGGCGGAUCUCGCUCUCACAUUGUGUGAAAGGCAUCCGCUCACGUUGGGCUUUCCUCAAGUUAGUGCUUGCAGUGAUUCUACUCCCAUGAUCUUCGAUGAACAUCUCUAUACGUGGACCAUACGGUGGUAUCCGGCAGCCCCAGGUCAACGAAAUAUCCCGUUGUCUUUUUCACCUUUUUUGGAGAGAAAAAUGUCUACAAAUAAAGUACCUCAGUUUAUCCCACUACUGUAACUCAUUAUUUUAUCUCAGUGAACGAUUAUUUUUUUAUGAGAAAAAUGACCGUGGGAUAAUUGAAAAGCAUAUUUCAUUUGAGGAGGGUGGAUCAAUAAUAAAAUAAUUAAUUUUUAAUUAUUAAAUAAGCCAACGAGUGAUUCUGAAAUAUACGAGAAAAAAAAUCAGCGUGGAGAUUGGAGGAAACGAGGAUUUAUUUGCUCCUUCUCUCCCUACUCUUUAGUGACUUGUCACUUGUCACACCAGCGCAAUCAUGGAAGGACCAGAAGUUACAUUUUUGUUUCAAUUUGGACUGUUGCGUGAUACUGUUAGUGCAGAGGCACGUACUUUAACACUAAAAGGACUUAAGGAACACGCCUGUGAAUUCAUCAAUAGCAAGUGCCCGGAUCAUGGACUCACUCAGCUGUUUGAGAGACUCUUGUUAUUCAAGCAUGAUUAUAAUUCAACAAAUAUACUUCAUUUGAUUACAAAUGCUAUUGAAGUAGUUGAUGAGACACUCGUGGAGAUUGUACUCAGUGCACAAAUACCAACGGAGGAAGUUGUCGUCCGACCACACGCCCUGUCUGUUCACUCCUACAAAGCACCAACUUUUUGUGAUUUCUGUGGAGAAAUGCUUUUCGGAUUGGUUAGACAGGGAUUGAAAUGCGAGGGCUGUGGAAUGAAUUACCACAAACGUUGCGUUAUAAAAGUCCCCAACAACUGCAUGCAGGACACAAACCGACGCAGACGUAGCUCAACAUUACUCAACGUUCCAAGAUCCCCCAGUCAGGGGUCAACCAGCAGUUUGACGAGUGCCAGUGAUGAUAAUCAGAGUGCUGGCACAUCGUCCACAACAAGUUGUAAUAACACGAAUUUAUCAAUACCAUCGAUAAUAACCCCAAAACAGUCACGUUCACCUUCUCUCGGUGGAAGACCCGUUUGGGUUGAGCGAGAAAUGGCUAUGAGAAUUAAAAUUCCCCAUACGUUUGUUUUACAUUCGUAUACGAGACCGACUGUUUGUGGUUAUUGUAAAAAGUUGUUACGUGGACUGUUUAAACAGGGGUUGCAAUGCAAGGAUUGCCAAUACAAUGCCCAUAAGAAGUGUAUUGAGAAAAUACCCAAGGAUUGCACCGGGGAGAAUCCCAAAGAUAUUGGAGGUAACGAAUACACAGAUAGUGAUGUUGGCAGCGAGCCAGAGAGCAGAUGUGACGGAAAAAAUGAAGAGGGGGAUGGAGAUAGUGAUGCUGAGUCUCCGCCAAGAAAAUCACACAUUUUUUACGGGGAUGAUGGGGAAAAUCAGGUCAAUGGCGAAUAUAAUAAUCAGCUACCCAGUCAUGAUGAUGGAUCUCCGGAUGAUUGUAGGAAGUCUCAACCGUCUAGUUGUAGUUCAAGCCCCAGCAACAAUAUUCCUCUAAUGCGAAUCGUCCAAAGUAUAAAACACACUAAGCGCCGUGGCUCGAAAGUAUUGAAAGAAGGAUGGAUGGUUCACUUCACAAACCGCGAUCGGAUGAAACGCCGACACUAUUGGAGGCUGGAUUCCAAAGCAAUAAUGCUAUUUCAAAGUGAUACUGGAUCAAAAUACUACAAAGAAAUACCUUUAGCUGAGAUAUUGGGUAUAGAUACGGUUAGGCCACAAAUAACCCCUGAUUCUAAUCACUGCUUCGAACUUCGGACUGCAAAUGUUGAUUAUUAUGUGGGAGAAGAUCCACUCAAAACGGAUUCUAAUGCACAAUUACCACCGCCUGAAAGUGGUAUUGGAGCGCAUUUGGCUAGAUCCUGGGAGACCAGUAUUCGUCAUGCUUUGAUGCCUGUUACCAAUAAUUCUAAUAGCAACGAAAAUCAAUCGAGUGAAGCUGAAGACUCAGUAACCGAUAUGUCCCAAAUAUAUCAAAUCUUUCCCGAUGAAGUACUCGGCUCUGGACAAUUUGGAAUUGUCUACGGAGGGACUCAUCGUAAAACUGGUCGAGCAGUUGCGAUAAAAGUAAUUGACAAGCUUCGAUUUCCCACAAAACAAGAGGCACAACUUAAAAACGAAGUAGCAAUCCUACAAAAUUUAUCCCACAGCGGAGUUGUCAACCUUGAGAGAAUGUUCGAAACUCCAGAAAGAAUAUUUGUCGUAAUGGAGAAGCUCAAAGGUGACAUGCUGGAGAUGAUUCUAAACUCUGAGCGUGGAAGACUCAGCGAACGCAUUACAAAAUUCCUCAUAACUCAGAUUCUAGUUGCACUAAAACAUCUGCACAGUAAAAAUAUCGUUCAUUGUGAUCUCAAGCCUGAAAAUGUUCUCCUCAGUAGCAACAAUGAUUUUACGCAAGUGAAAUUGUGUGACUUUGGAUUUGCCAGAAUCAUCGGUGAGAAGAGCUUCAGAAGAAGUGUCGUGGGUACUCCAGCCUAUCUUGCACCAGAAGUAUUAAGAAAUAAAGGAUACAACCGAUCAUUGGACAUGUGGAGCGUUGGCGUUAUUGUUUAUGUUUCCCUGAGUGGAACUUUUCCGUUUAAUGAAGAUGAGGAUAUUAAUGAGCAAAUUCAGAACGCUGGAUUUAUGUAUCCACCGCACCCAUGGAAAGAAAUAUCUUCUGACGCCAUUGACUUGAUUAAUAAUUUAUUGCAAGUCAAGCAGAGGAAGAGAUUCACCGUUGAUAAAAGUCUAGCACACGUUUGGUUACAGGAUUAUCAAACAUGGUGUGAUCUUCGUCAACUAGAAGCACAAGUUGGCUGUCGUUACUUGACUCACGAGAGUGAUGAUGCCCGUUGGAUGGCACAUGAGGAGGUUCAACAGACAUGACACGACUACCUGCCUAAAAUCAACAUCGAAUCUUCAACAUUCUCACAUCCAUUCCACAAAGGUUGGGCUCGCUCAGCUCGAGCCACUCUACGUCGAUUCAUUCGUGCCUGAAUUAAUCAUUUCCAGCAAUAAGAAAGAAAUAUUUCCCCCUUAUGCACCUAUUGACAAAUAUUUUACCAACGAUGUAUCAAAUUUUAAGUUUAAGUUCAAAAAUUCAAAUCGUGUUUUCUACAGUUGUAUUACCAUAUCACUGAUGAGAACCAAUAAUGGAAUUUGAGGAGCAGCUGAAGUAAAAAAAAAAUAUAUAUUCCUGAAAGGCCUGUAGAGAUUUUAAUCAACUUGAAUCAUCGCUCUUGCUUCUUCUUCUUCUUCUUCUUCUUCUUCUUCGUCUUCUUACAGGAUUAAAAACUUUUAAAUGUUCCAAAUCUAACUGUACAUUCCAUCUAAGAAAUCAAUUGGGUUGGUGCAUGGAAUUUUUUUUAUUUGAUAAACUGAUGACAUUUAUAAAAGUACCAAUUUUGUCAGACAGCUCCUUGUGUCAAGGGAUUUUUUCGAAUUUGUAAAAAAGCUUCUUAUAGAAAAAAAAUUGCAGAUAUUAAUCUAAAACUAAGGCCACCACUUAACUAAUAUAUAAUUUACAAUGUAUUUAAUCACAUGUUGAGAGAUAGAAUUUAAAUUUCAUAAGAUUCAUUGUUGUUCGCUCGUGCGCAUUGUAAAUUAUUCACCGCGAUUUUUCGGUAUUUAUUGCAAUUUUUGUAUAAAAAUUAUGAAUGGAGAUUGAGAAAUACAUUGCUAAUGGACAAAAUGAAAAUUGCUAAUUACUAGGAGAAGUAAUUAUAGAUUUAUGAAUAACAUUCCAUUUUAGAUUGAGCAUUUUAGUAAUUAAUUCAUGGAUAAAGUAACCUGACAAUAUUCGAAUAGGGCAUAAAAAUUUGAGCUCAAACAUUCACCCAGCAAAUUGGACAACUAAAAUCAUUAUGCUAUUAUUGAUUGAUUGAGUUGUAUUUUUUUAAUUUCAUUCUCUGAUAACAGUAUAAUGAUAAUCAAACGAAUUGAUAUUCUGCAAAAUUUUAAAUUGUACCAAAUAACAGAGAUUCGUUUCUUUUCAUGACAAUUAAUAUUGUUUUUAUCUCGGCUAUGAUUCCAUUUAUUGAUUUAUUAAUUUUUAUCAAUUUUAAUUGCGACUGGUUGUGGGAUCUGAUACUACUAUUUUAUACGCUGUGUUUUUUAUAUGGGAAAUGUACAAGUACGUUGUGAAAUAUUCUUUAUUAUUAUUAUUAUUAUUAUUAUAAAAUAUGCAAUAAAUAAAUACUGUU
Messenger RNA from Diachasma alloeum, 4311 nucleotides. RefSeq names its product serine/threonine-protein kinase D3 (gene PKD). Gene Ontology annotation, biological process: protein phosphorylation. Gene Ontology annotation, molecular function: ATP binding; protein serine/threonine kinase activity. The coding region runs from base 488 to 2995 and encodes 835 amino acids. NCBI's taxonomy places the organism in Eukaryota, Metazoa, Arthropoda, Insecta, Hymenoptera, Braconidae. The transcript has 9 exons. The record is from RefSeq and is a predicted model, not a curated record.